Molecule: messenger RNA, 1698 nt
Organism: Lithohypha guttulata
Lineage: Eukaryota; Fungi; Ascomycota; Eurotiomycetes; Chaetothyriales; Trichomeriaceae
Gene: PGS1
Product: CDP-diacylglycerol--glycerol-3-phosphate 3-phosphatidyltransferase
Exons: 2
Coding region: 1-1698 (565 amino acids)
Biological process (GO): cardiolipin biosynthetic process
Cellular component (GO): mitochondrion
Molecular function (GO): CDP-diacylglycerol-glycerol-3-phosphate 3-phosphatidyltransferase activity
Source: RefSeq, a predicted model, not a curated record
AUGUUCACAAGAGGUGCAGCUACCAAAGCUCUGCGCUAUUGCAAUUGUGCGAAGACAGCUCGAUCGUCGACGAUCCGCACGACCAGUCGACGACAUGUAUCUAGUACAGCAUCGUCCGUUCCAGUACCAUCAUCUGUCGCGGCAAAAGCACAUCCAUGGGCUGGUGUGACGACACAAAUCGACCAGGUUGCGCCUCGUUUUGAGAUAGACGCGUCUCAGAUUGAGAUUGUUGAUUCUCCUACAGCAUUCUACACGACCCUCAAGGAUAAGAUUAAGAAGGCUCAAAAGCGAAUAUACUUAUCAACCCUUUACAUUGGCAAAACCGAGAAUGAGUUGAUAGAUACCAUAAGAGAUGCACUACAAGCAAACCCUAAUCUGCAGGUCGCCAUCUUGACUGACUACCUGCGCGGCACUCGAGAAGAUCCAAAUCCCUCAUGUGCAAGCCUACUGGUGCCGCUCGUUGCAGAAUUUGGCGGUAGAGUCAAGGUGCGCAUGUACCAUACACCCAAUCUCAAUGGCUGGAAGAAAGAGUAUAUGCCUAAGCGCAUCAACGAAGGAUGGGGUCUCCAGCACAUGAAACUUUAUGGCUUCGACGAUGAAAUCAUGCUCUCUGGCGCCAAUCUCUCAGAUGAUUACUUCACGAAUCGGCUGGAUCGAUACCACAUCUUCAAAUCGAAAGAGCUGGCCGACUUCUACCACGAUAUUCACGAUGGUGUUUCCGAAAUCUCAUACAAUCUUGUACCGUCUGAUGAGCACACAGCCGGUUUCGAGCUUCAAUCGCCAAUGCACAGAGGUAUUCCGGACCCUGUAUUUCACCCACAACGCUUCAAGCGACACGCGAAACAACUGCUCGAGCCACUGAUUCGAGUCAGAGCAAGGCAGAAGAUCGUUCCGCUCGAGUUCGACGAAGACAAAACAUUUGUAUAUCCCUUAGCUCAAUUCGAUAUCCUCCUAGGUCAACCUACAGCCAAGUCAUUUAUGAACUACGAGUUUCGCAAUCCGACAUCAACUGAGAAACCCGUGCUUACCAAGUUGCUUGCAGCAUUAGCAAAGGAUGACGCACUCCGUAACGCGAGAUGGACCUUCACAGCAGGCUACUUCAACAUCGAUCCAGACAUUUGCGCUGGUCUCCUCGAAGCGACUCCUGCCUCGAAACAGCUUGUUCAGAAAGGAAAUAACCUCGAGAAGGCAUGUACAGUCAUCACGGCCAGUCCCUGGGCCAACGGCUUCUACGGCUCUUCUGGUAUAUCCGGCAUGCUGCCUGCUGCGUACACCCUCCUAUCUCGCCGCUUCCUUAGACAGGUAGCGAAAGCUGGGAAAGAAGAUGCUGUACAGCUCAAGGAGUGGCGAAAGGGUACUGUCGGACAGCCUGGUGGCUUCACAUACCACGCAAAAGGUAUAUGGAUAACACUACCUUCACAAAUGAAUACACAAUCAGAGGAAGAAGCUGGGCCCAGCGUUACACUAGUAGGUAGCAGUAAUUACACAAAGCGCAGCUAUAGCCUGGAUCUGGAAGUUGGUGCACUGGUUGUCACUGCUGAUGAAGAGUUGAAGCGAAAAUUGAAGGCAGAGGUGGAGUGGCUAGAGAAAGAUGCCACUGUGACAACUCAGGACGACCUGAUGAAGGUUGAAAGACGUGUAGGUGCACGAGUACGAGCUGCGCUUUGGCUUGUGGAAAGACUGGGUGGUGCAUUAUAG